AUGUCUGAUCUCCGCUCGUCCUUUCGCUACGGCCUUCCACACCGGUUCUGGCCUUCUGCAAGUGAGACUGGCAUCGUGCCAACACGGCAUGAGCAACACCAACGUUCAGCACGGCAGAGGGAGCAGGUGCAGCUUCGAACACUACUGGGCUCCAUCCGCUCAGGGCCGCGACCGAAGGAGGCACCGGCGCCGGUGGCGGUGGAGGGCUGGAGGAACUUCCCAGGGCUUCCGGUCGGGCCACGCUUGGAGCAGCGGGAGGCGAAGGUCCGAGAGCCUUCGAUGCGGGAAGCAGCUCAGCAACUGUCGUUUGGUUGGAGAUCCAGAUAUCACCAGGAUCCCAUUUCGGCUCCAAAACGACCCCAGAGUGCCAACCAAAAAGCACCGUCCACCUCCAGGUUUGCCAAGAUGUUUGAUCCGAAGCAGCUGCCGGCUGACUUUCGACAGCAACUUUGCAAUCUUCCAAGACCUAUCGCUGCGCGAGCUUUCAAGCACCAUCUCUGUAUCACUGGAGUGGAAGGUGAGUUGAGCGAAGAUCUUGGCGAAGCACCGCAAACCCCACCAAAUACCCCGUCUCACGUGGAGCCUCCCGAAGCUGUUCGACGAAGUGGCAAGAAACGACCUUCGGAAGGAAAACCAGAGGGGUCGCCAUCGGCUUCACCCUCUUGGAUACAGCGCCACAUGCGGAUUCCGAGCUUAACAUCUGAGAUUUCUGAGGCCUCAGCAGUUGAGACAAGAAGAUCUAGCACAGUGAUGCAGGAGGAGGAAAUUCCAGGCUACCUGGUAGAGAUGCAGGAGGAGGAAAUUCCAGGCUACCUGGUAGAGAUGCAGGAGGAGGAAAUUCCAGGUGGCGAAGAAAGCUCCAGUUCCGCCGCCGACGCCGACGCCGACGCCAGCCCCUCUGGUCCCUCCGCGUUCGCCGCGGCAGCCGAGACCUCUGAGUACGAGGUGCUGCAGCGUCAUCAAGCGCCGCCCAAGGUGCAUUGGUUGGAGCAACAGGAGCUUCGGAUUCGGCAACAGCUUCGGCACAGCUGUUUCGACUGGUCCGAGCGGAUGGAACGGAUGCCACGACAAGCCGGAUGGCUAAGACACCAGUACCCCUUCACAGCAGUCCAAGUCGCCAAUGCUUGUGGCACCGACGCGACCGACGAGCGCUGGGUGCAGAAUGCGGAGCAUGCUGUUUCUUUCGCUGAGAAACCCCAGGCGCACCAGCCAACAGCUUCUCCAUCUUUGCAGGUCGCUGCUUCUGUCUCAGCGGGUCUGGCAGCGUUGCGACCGCGACGGAGGUACAGAUGGAGAACCUGCCGACCAGCUGCCAACCAGAAGGCAGUGUAUGACUUCAUAGAGGAAGCAGGAGUCGGCAGCUAUCAGAUUGAACAGGUCUUGCUAGUGGCUUGCUUCUUUUUCAGCGAAGCCGCUGAGUUGGAUGUGAUCUCGCCCUUGACCACAGCCUGGCGCCUGGAAUGGGCGCUGGUCACGGACCAGGUGGCGUUGCUUGCUUCCGUCGGAUAUCUUGGCUUUGCGGCCGGAACACUCCUGGCUGGUAUCCUGGGAGACAACUUCGGGCGUCGAGUACCAAUUCUCUUGGGCUAUUUGGGUGUGAUGGCAGGGUCCUUCGGGAUGUGGAGUGCUCCAUCACCUUUAGUUGUCGGUGUGUUCCGUGCACUCACGGGGUUCUCAGUCGGGAUCGGGGUUCCUGCUUCCUUGACGACCAUCGCAGAGAUUGCCCCUGCCAAAAGCCGCGCCAUGCUGAUCAGUGUUUGUUAUGCUGCCCUUGCGCUUGGAGGUCUCUAUGCAGACCUGGGUCUUUACUUUUUCUUGCCAGACCUCAAAUCAGGGGAUUGGAGAAGUUUGUGCUUGUGGUCUGCGGUCCCAGCAGCCAUUGCAUUUCCCAUUGCACUCUUCGAGCUGGAGGAUACACCCAUCUUUCACUUGCUGAAGGGUGAUACAGAAAAUGUGAAGAGGGUCCUGUCCAAGAUGGCGGAACGUAAUGAUCGCAAGGUCCAGUGGACUCUCCCACCAGCUCCCGCACGAACGAGCGCUGCCGACACUGCGGACGUGUUGGCACUCUUCAAGAGCUCUGCAGUUCCACUGCUGGGCUGUGCGAUGUUGGACUUUGCCUACAACUUCACGGGCUUUGGCUGCGGCUAUUUCUUUCCACUGUUCAUCUCCGAACUUGCAGAAGGUGCGCCCAUACCACCAGUGGGCGAGUUGGUCUUGGCCAACUUGGUGGCUUUUCCAGCCUUCUACCUGUCCACGCAGGUGUUGAACUUGGACUUUGGCUACAAAAAGAUUCUGGUGGGCAUCGGCUUGAUCGAAAUUUGUGCCUGUCUUUGCUUGAUGCAAGCAGGGGUGCCUGUCCUGGAGAUCCUAGGGAUUUUCAUCUUGAAGCUGAUGAUGGUGUCCUUUUCCCAGACGGUGAAUGUUGUGAAGUCAGAGACCUUCCCCUCCAAGAUCCGUGUGUCGGCUCUGUCGGUUUCUGGCACCUGCGGUCGGAUGGGUGCCUUAUUGGCCCCGGCCCUGAUCGAGGAGACUCGCGGGGCCCCAAACAGCCCAGAAGAAUUCCGCGUCUUUCUCUCCAUCUUAGUUGCCGUUCUGGUGAUUGCUGCCAGCGUGGGGGUCUCGCUUCUGCCCGAAAGCAAGGGGAAAUCCCUGGCGUGA
Messenger RNA from Cladocopium goreaui, 2658 nucleotides. The record is from the annotation of a GenBank genome assembly. NCBI's taxonomy places the organism in Eukaryota, Dinophyceae, Suessiales, Symbiodiniaceae.